AUACGAGGGAAAAACGAGCACAGGAAUGAUUUUCUCUUCUUCGUACUCAUACGGCAAGCUUAAUCUACUUGCUCGAAAACACUGAGUUGUGUUGCUUUCGUCUGCUAAAACCGUUACUAUCUAUUCGUUACUAGGCACUGUCGUAUAUGACAUCAUCACCAUCAACAAUGGCACGCAACACCAACAGACUCGAACAAGCAUCUGCGACAGCGACCGGAGCAAACGCAGAAGCAGUAACACACGGGCGUUACUCUAAGCGACUGAUCGCCUCGUAUAUCAUUGACUGGGUACUCAUCAUUGGUAUCGCACUCAUUGGCUUUGGUUUCUCCCGCGUCUCGCCAAGCCAAAGGCCAUUCUCGCUCAUCGAUCCGAGCAUCUCUUUCCCCCAUCGAGACCAUGAUACCGUGUCGGUCGCCGUGGUGGCGGUGGUGGCCUUGAUCGUACCGGCCGUGCUCAUCGUCCUCGGGGCAUUGGUACUCAUCCGGGGCCCGACGGCGAUGGCAGCCAGCCAGGAGGAUACAACGUCGACAAGAACCGCAGCGCGCGCACGGCGAUGGCGGUAUAAGCUGUGGGAGUGGAAUGCUGGAUGGCUGGGUCUGGGUAUAGCACUCGCGGGGGCCUUGAUGGCCACCGAGGGACUAAAGGAUCUAUUCGGGAAGCCGCGACCGGAUAUGCUUGCGCGAUGCGAUCCGGAUCUCUCCAAGGUCAAUUCCUUUGCUGUGAGCGGCCUGGGAUCGAGACUCGAUGGGGCUCCUACAAUGGUGACGUGGGAGAUAUGUCGGAAUCAAGCACGGGAGUUGACGCAUGAUGGCUUUUCUAGCUUUCCCAGUGGACAUUCUUCGUUCGCGUUCGCCGGAUUGACAUAUAUCUCGCUAUGGCUUUGUUCUAAAUUGUCCAUCGGGUUCCCAUAUCUCGCUCCCUCGCCGCUUAGCCAAGAUCUGCAGAGACAGGAUCGGGGCGCCAUCCGGAAGCAAGGUGCAGCCCCGCCGGUUUACCUGCUCAUUGUUGUCUUCGUGCCCAUUGCAGUGGCGUUCUUCAUAGCUGCCUCGCGGUGGUUUGACUACCGCCAUCAUGGAUUCGAUAUCAUUUUUGGGUCGGUCAUGGGGAUAGUCUUCGCUUGGACAGGCUUUCGGCUCUACCAUCUUCCCGUGAUGCGCGGAGCAGGCUGGUCGUGGGGAGCCAGGGACAGAAGCCAUGCUUUCUUCCGGAGCGUCGGGUUUCCGAGUCAUGUCUGCGCAGACAAUUGGGCAACGGCGAAUUAUACACACACGAGAGUGAAGAACAGAGACCGAGGCCAGGAUAUUGACCUUGAGAGUGGCCGUAAGGCAGCAAGGGACUGAUAUCCCCACGUCCGGGCCGAACAGCUGCGAGCAUUUCAGUAAAGUGUAGAUUGUGACGAUUCAGGGGUGAUUGGCAAGGCUGCUGUAGGAUAUCGUGCUGUUGCUGUUUUUCUGGUGCCCUUUCUCCUUCGGGAUACGCUUA
Molecule: messenger RNA, 1482 nt
Organism: Aspergillus homomorphus CBS 101889
Lineage: Eukaryota; Fungi; Ascomycota; Eurotiomycetes; Eurotiales; Aspergillaceae
Product: phosphatase PAP2 family protein
Exons: 3
Coding region: 168-1340 (390 amino acids)
Biological process (GO): phospholipid metabolic process
Molecular function (GO): phosphatidate phosphatase activity
Source: RefSeq, a predicted model, not a curated record